This is a messenger RNA of Gilbertella persicaria, 1068 nucleotides long. Its product is annotated as kinase-like domain-containing protein. Gene Ontology annotation, biological process: intracellular signal transduction; protein phosphorylation. NCBI's taxonomy places the organism in Eukaryota, Fungi, Mucoromycota, Mucoromycetes, Mucorales, Choanephoraceae. The transcript has 2 exons. The record is from RefSeq and is a predicted model, not a curated record. Gene Ontology annotation, molecular function: ATP binding; protein serine/threonine kinase activity. The coding region runs from base 1 to 1068 and encodes 355 amino acids.
AUGCAACCCCAACUUUCUAUUGGCACAUUGAUUGACGACCUUGAAAUCACUCGAGUGCUUAACAUUGGCGCCUAUGGACAAGUGUAUCUUACACGCAAUAUCUAUACAUUCAAGCGAUAUGUUAUCAAAUCUUUACCUCACAUUGGUCUUGACUCUCGCCAACUUGCUUUCCAGAGAAACGAAAUCACGUUGCACUCGCAUCUUUCCGACCAUCCGCACAUCAUCCGACUUGAAAAAGUAGUACAGACACCAGAAUACACACACGCCAUUCUUGAAUAUGGAUCUGAAGGCGAUUUAUUCUCAGCCAUUACAGAAAAGGGUCUUUAUUACGGCCAGCAUGAUCUGAUUCGAAAUGUCUUUUUACAAUUAAUUGAUGCUGUCCGAUACAGUCACCAACACCACAUUUUUCACCGAGACUUAAAGCCUGAAAACGUCUUGGUCUUUGACGGUGGCAAGACUGUCAAAUUAGCUGAUUUUGGGUUGGCAACCACAGACGCUGUUUCUAUGGAUUUUGGAUGUGGAUCUACUUUUUAUUUCUCACCUGAAUGUCAAGGCGGUUUAGAUGGCGCCAAACGAGUUGGAUAUGCAACUGCUCCUAAUGAUGUGUGGGCACUUGGCAUUAUCCUCAUUAACUUGUCAGCAGGACGCAACCCCUGGCGCCUUGCUUCUUUAGAAGACGAGACCUUUUGUGGAUUUCUUCAUAAUCCCAACUUGCUCUUAAAGAUUCUGCCUGUCUCUAUGGAACUCAACAAGAUUCUAAAGCGUAUUUUCUGUCUAGAUCCUCACCGCAGAAUCACACUUGAUGAACUUUAUCUACGCAUUCAACGUUGUACUCAUUUCACCCGUACACCUGAAGUAGCUCGCCAAGAAGCCAUGAUGUUGAUCAAGAAGAAACAAAAGAUGAUGAUGAAAAUUCAAUUGCCCAGUGCAUUGGUUCCUCAGCAUGACUUACCUUCCCCUCCCGAUACACCCAAUACAGACAACAGAUCUCUCUAUUCAGAUAGUACAAUUCCAUUCGUUGACAAAAAAGGAGGUACUCAUCUAGACCCUUAUAUUCAGGUAGUCUAG